AUGCAGCGGAGCCGCUGCCCCGGAGGGCCCGGGCCGGCCGGUAAGGGGGCGGAGCUGGGGCGGCGGGCCGGGCCGGUCCCGGGCGCGGGGACGUUACCGGGCCCCGCUGUGCGCAGGACCCCCGGGAAGAGGCGGCUGCCCGGGGCCGCUCGGGACGGCGAGGCGGUGCGGAAGCGGCCCCGGAAGCGGAAGAAGGCCGGCGGGCCGCGGGCCGCGGCGGGGCAGCUCCCGGCCGGUCCCGACGAGCCCCGGCAGGCUGGGCAGCGGCCGGACACAGGUACCGGGACGGCCCCGGGGCCCGGCGGCAGCGGGGAGCCGCCUCCGCGCCCGGGGCCCCUCUCGAUGCCCGCAGACGGCGCGGCUGAGCCGGCGGAGGAGCGCGGGGAGCCGGCGGGACUGAGCCGCCGGCAGCGGCGGAACCGGCAGAAGCGGCUGCGGCAGCAGGAGCCGUCGGCGGCACCGGACGGGGAGCGGGGCUCCGGGCCGGGCCCCCCGGAGCCGCCGGGUCCCGCCGAGGCUCCGCCGGAGCCGCGCUCGGGCCGCGCGGCCGCGCUCCGUGCGCGGAUGGAGGAGCGGCUGCUCGGCGCCCGGUUCCGCUACCUGAACCAGCAGCUCUACACCGGCAGCAGCCGGGACGCGGCGCGGCUCUUCCGCGACGACCCCGCCGCUUUCCACCUCUACCACCGCGGCUUCGAGCGGCAGGUGCGGCGCUGGCCCGAGCGCCCGGUGCAGCGCAUCGUGCGCUACCUGCGCCGCCGCCCCGCAUCGCUGGUGGUGGCGGAUUUCGGCUGCGGGGACUGCACGCUGGCCGCCAGCGUCAAGAACCAGGUGCACUGCUUCGACCUGGUGCCGCUGAGCCCGCGGGUCACCGUCUGUGACAUGGCCAAGGUGCCGCUGGCGGCUGAGGCGGUGGACGUGGCCGUGUUCUGCCUGGCGCUGAUGGGCACCAACCUGCAGGAGAUCCUGGCAGAGGCCAACCGUGUGCUCAAGCCCGGGGGGACCCUGCUGGUGGCCGAGGUGGCCAGCCGCUUCGAGGACACCCGUGCCUUCCUGAGGGCCAUGACACAGCUGGGCUUCAAGACCGUCUCCAAGGACCUCUCCAGUUCCUAUUUCUACCUGUUGGAGUUCACCAAGACGGGCCCGGCCCGGCCCGGCCCCGCUCCCGGGCUGCGCCUGCGGCCGUGUCUGUACAAGCGCCGGUGACCGGGGCGCCGCCGGGGG
Messenger RNA from Melospiza melodia melodia, 1221 nucleotides. It is a transcript of the gene RRP8, whose product is annotated as ribosomal RNA processing 8. The transcript is spliced from 5 exons. Gene Ontology annotation, biological process: cellular response to glucose starvation; rDNA heterochromatin formation; regulation of transcription by glucose. Gene Ontology annotation, cellular component: rDNA heterochromatin; chromatin silencing complex; nucleolus. Bases 1 to 1203 code for a protein of 400 amino acids. The record is from RefSeq and is a predicted model, not a curated record. Gene Ontology annotation, molecular function: methyltransferase activity. Lineage: Eukaryota; Metazoa; Chordata; Aves; Passeriformes; Passerellidae.